CGGGCUCCUGCGCCCCAGUUGUGAUCGUGCCGUGCGCCCUGCUGGGGCAAGGUAGAGUCCCCGGCGAGCCCCGCCCCGCUCGCACACUCUCGCACUAGGGCAGAAGGGCCGCGGAAGGGGCCGCCCCACCGGCUGGGACAGCGCUGCCGCGUCCGGAGGAGGAAGCGUUGACAGCUGGAGCCGGCUGCUGAAAGCCUUUGCGCCGGGACGCGGGAGCUGCCUUUGGCUGCGCAACACCCGGGGUUACCCUCUGAAAAAGAAACCCCAGAAGCUGUACUACCAGGCGCUCUUUGUGGUAUACCUUCAGAAGAAAAGAAAGAUGGCCAAAGACAAGGGCCUGAUCAGUCCGGAAGACUUUGCUCAGCUGCAAAAAUACAUAGAAUACUCCAGCAAAAAGGUCAGCGAUGUCCUGAAGUUCUUUGAGGAUGGUGAGAUGAGCAAAUAUCGCCAAGGAGAUGGCAUUGGAUAUGUGGGAUUCCAGCAAUUCCUGAAACUCUAUCUGGAAAUAGACGAAGUUCCCCAUCAUCUUUGCCAGUCUCUGUUUUGGUCCUUUCACUCUAGACAAAACCCAGGGAAUACUGAGGCCAAAGACAGCAUGAUCUGUCUCAGUGAUGUCUCCUGCUACUUCUCCCUCCUGGAGGGUGGCCGGCCAGAAGACAAGCUAGAAUUCACCUUCAAGCUGUACGACAGGGACGGAAACGGGAUCCUGGACAGCUCGGAAGUAGAGAAAAUCAUCCUUCAGAUGAUCCGAGUGGCUGAGUAUUUAGACUGGGAUGUGUCUGAGCUGAGACCGAUUCUUCAGGAGAUGAUGAAAGAGAUCGACUAUGAUGGCAGUGGCUCUGUCUCUCUAGCUGAGUGGGUCAGGGCCGGGGCUACCACUGUGCCAUUGCUUGUGCUUCUGGGGAUGGAUAUGACUCUGAAAGAUGAUGGGAAACAUAUGUGGAGACCCAAGAGAUUUCCCAGACCAGUCUACUGCAACCUGUGCGAGUUGAACAUCGGCCUUGGCAAACAGGGCCUGAGCUGUAACAUCUGUAAGUACACUGUUCAUGACCACUGUGCCAUGAAGGCCCAGCCUUGUGAAGUCAGCACCUAUGCCAAGUCUCGGAAAGACAUUGGUGUCCAGUUACAUGUGUGGGUUCGAGGAGGCUGUGAUUCUGGGCGUUGUGACCGCUGCCAGAAAAAGAUCCGAAUCUACCACAGCCUAACAGGACUGCAUUGUGUGUGGUGCCACCUGGAGAUCCAUGAUGGCUGUCUGCAGGCUGUGGGUCCAGAGUGUGACUGUGGGCUGCUCCGAGAUCAUAUCCUGCCUCCGUCUUCCAUCUUCCCCAGGGUCCUGGCGUCUGGACAAGAUCUCAAACUGAAGACCACAGAUUAUUCAAACCUGAGCACCAUUGACGCUCUUAUGAUUGACCCUGUUCCUAACACCCACCCACUUCUAGUCUUCGUCAACCCUAAGAGCGGAGGGAAGCAGGGGCAGAGGGUGCUUUGGAAGUUCCAGUAUAUGCUAAACCCUCGACAGGUGUUCAACCUGAAGGAUGGUCCGGAGCAAGGGCUCAGGUUUUUCAGAGACGUUCCUCAGUUCCGGGUAUUGGUGUGUGGUGGAGACGGCACAGUAGGCUGGAUUCUAGAAACCAUUGACAAAGCCAACUUGCCUGUUGUGCCUCCUGUUGCUGUGUUACCCCUGGGCACUGGAAACGAUCUGGCUCGUUGCCUGAGAUGGGGAAGAGGUUAUGAAGGUGAGAAUUUGGGAAAGAUCCUCAAGGACAUAGAGAUAAGUAAGGUGGUGUAUCUCGAUCGAUGGUCCCUGGAAGUGAUACCCCAAGAAAAUGAAGAGAAGAGCGAUCCAGUCCCCUCUCAAAUCAUCAAUAACUACUUCUCCAUCGGUGUGGACGCUUCGAUAGCUCACCAGUUCCACGUCAUGCGAGAGAAGUAUCCCGAGAAGUUCAACAGCAGAAUGAAAAACAAGCUGUGGUACUUGGAAUUUGCGACAUCUGAAUCCAUCUUCUCCACAUGCAAAAAGCUGGAAGAGUCUUUGACAAUUGAGAUCUGUGGGAAGCUGCUGGAUCUCAGUGCCCUGUCCCUUGAAGGCAUUGCAGUACUGAAUAUCCCGAGCAUGCACGGUGGCUCCAAUCUCUGGGGCGAUACCCGGAAACCUCACGGAGACACCAGUUCUAUCAACCAGGCACUAGGCAGUACGGCCAAAAUAAUCACAGACCCCGAUAUCCUGAAAACCUGUGUGCCAGACAUGAGUGACAAGCGGCUGGAAGUGGUAGGAAUAGAGGGUGCGAUUGAGAUGGGCCAGAUCUAUACCAAGCUCAAGAAUGCUGGACACCGGCUGGCCAGGUGCUCCGAGAUCACAUUCAGGACCACGAAAACCCUCCCCAUGCAAAUUGAUGGGGAGCCUUGGAUGCAGGCACCCUGUACAAUCAAGAUCACCCAUAAGAACCAGAUGCCUAUGCUUAUGGGCCCGGCCCCCACUACCUACAACUUCUUUGGCUUUUGGAGCUGAGGGUACCCUCUGUCCCGAGCCCACUUCCCUGUUCCUGGAGAUGUCCCUCUGCUUUGUACAUUGCUGCCACACCCUCCAGUCAGCUCAGAAGGAUGCCUUGUCACCCUCACAGUAUUUAUUAACCUGUGCUGCCUCACUGUUCACACACACACACACACAACAUUGAAAGUGCCUCACCUAAUAAAGUACCUUUUUCCAUUCCCGGGA
This is a messenger RNA of Mesocricetus auratus (golden hamster), 2716 nucleotides long. It is a transcript of the gene Dgka, whose product is annotated as diacylglycerol kinase alpha. The record is from RefSeq and is a predicted model, not a curated record. The transcript is spliced from 24 exons. Gene Ontology annotation, molecular function: ATP-dependent diacylglycerol kinase activity; calcium ion binding. Bases 320 to 2509 code for a protein of 729 amino acids. Gene Ontology annotation, cellular component: plasma membrane. NCBI's taxonomy places the organism in Eukaryota, Metazoa, Chordata, Mammalia, Rodentia, Cricetidae. Gene Ontology annotation, biological process: diacylglycerol metabolic process; intracellular signal transduction; lipid phosphorylation.